Owenia fusiformis is the source of this 786-nucleotide messenger RNA. Lineage: Eukaryota; Metazoa; Annelida; Polychaeta; Sabellida; Oweniidae. The record is from the annotation of a GenBank genome assembly.
UCCAGAGAUGCCAGCCAUGACUUCGUCGAAUUGUUUGUUCGCUUUGCUUGUCGUCUUGGCUGUAAAAAUGCAAAAUGAACGCUGUAUGGCGGUGGGAAAGAGCGGGCCUUCAAAUUUUCAGCGUGAUACGUUUGUUGAUUCGGAUGCGCCUGCUAAUUCGAUGUCUACAUGUGCAAUGCGGGCAAGUUAUGCUAAAAUUCUACCAAGAGAUAUGCCCUCGCCGUCCUGUAUAUCUCUUAUAGUCAUCGAACAGAUCGAGUGUGCGGAAGGUGUAAAUAAAGUGCAAUGUAACCAAUGCACGGAGAACGUGGGGGACAAAAAUGCAGCGGUUCCGACGUGCUACCAGACGUUCGCCAAUCAUUGGGUUCCAUUACUAUGUCAAGGUGGAUUACAUUGGAUUGCCAUCAAAGUUCCGUCAGGAUGUUCAUGCUUUAUACGUCCUCCUGUCCAGAUAUAGAAAUUAGAUUAAUACUAUUGGGUGGACAUAUAGAUAUAUAUAAUAUAUAUUGACAUUUAUUUAAUUUAUCUCUGGUUGCCUCAACCGAAAACAGUUACUUAUUGACGAUUCGGAACAAAUCGUGUUCCUUCCUCAGAAUGAUAUGCUGGCUGACGUUGUUAUCGAUGGUAUCACGUGAUCAUAUAAUAGUGUCAGGUCCCAAACGUGUUAUGAUUAGAGUCUCACGCCAAUGUAAAAUACGAUUAUAAAAAAGGUGUUGACCUACACUGUAUGAGAGACUAACCUUGUAUUCACGAAUGCAACUAACGCCUGUCGGCUACCGGAUUAAC